AUGAAACAACACGAAAAAGCAGAGAAGCAAAUGAACAGAACACAGAUGUUGGAGCGCUUUUGUUCCGGGUCAGCCUUGUUGUUGUCUCUUUUAUGUUGUAUUGCGUGGAUUAACGUGGAACUCAGAAUACAAGAACACCAUCGACUGAUAUCACAUUCAGCAAAGUUCUGUGAUAAGAUAGAGACAGAAAUCAUACGAAAGAUGCAGAAGAAUUACGCACGUUGGCAACUUGAGAAUAUAAGGAAAAAGGAAGAUGGUAAGUUUUGCUAUGUUGGCAGUCAUCUAUUAUCGUGUUUGCCGCAGUCGGUUACACCAGUGUUCCACGCGUAUUUCUGAAUAGGUGACGCAGUAUUUAACGCUUAACAUUCUAAGAGAAAGAUUGCUCCUAAGUAAAUUGUUUUUAACACAUUUUUAAUUCAAAGAAAAAGCUUCCUCGCGAGCAAAAUUAAAUUUAGCCACGCAACUAUUAGUUAAAAUUUAUUGAUUCGGGGUUGCAGAAGUAUUUUCCUUGAUAGGUAGACUUCAAACUCCAAAUUACAAGAUUAAUAACAUUUCCAUUUCUUUGAUGCCAAUGAAUAUGAGAAACAGAGCCAAUCUUUGAUAUUUUCAGACGGACAGGAAGCUAUAUCGAGAAAGAAACGCUUUACACGGGAUGAUUUACAACAAAACUCUUCCUUAGCAUCCUCUUUGGUACAAAAGCUGAUCAAACAAGAGCUUAGUCUACUGCAAAACCAGUUCUGCGCAAAAAAUCACACACUUUGCCAAGCAGGACAAAAAGGUAACAGGGGAAGACGAGGAAGACCAGGAAAGCGAGGGAAACGGGGUUCUCCUGGAAGAACUGGUCCAGAAGGGCCACCUGGUAAAUAUGGACCUAUAGGACCGCCGGGGCCGAUGGGAAUAAAGGGGGAUGUCGGAUUACCAGGGGGCCCCGGUCCCUUGGGACCGCGAGGGCCACUGGGUGAGAAAGGAGCCACAGGUAAGCCCGGUGAGUCCCUCUCAGCGCCAUCUCUGAUUGAGCGACCCAUUGGAAUGACAGUCAAUGAAAGUCAGACAGCCAUGUUGAAAUGUAAAGUGAGUGGUAACCCAAGGCCAAAAGUCAAAUGGUCUAAGGUGAUAUCAUCGCUUCCUGUUGGACGUCACACGGUAGAGUCCAGUGGUACGCUGAUUCUAAAAGACGUUAGACCUGAGGACGACGGAGUCUACAGCUGCAGGGCAGAGAGUUUGCUGGGACAAGUGAACUCCUCAGCAAAAUUAACUGUUCAGUGUAAGUCAUUCAAUUUAAGUUUGAAAGUAAUCAAAUGAAACAGUUCAUCUGACACACUGAGAGACAUUCCUUGCGAGAAGACAACUAAAGCUUCCAAAGUUAAACUUUAAUCCUUAAAAAGAAAUUGAUUUUUUUUUUCUUAUUUGAUCCUAUAAUUAAGGCAUAAUAUUGGGUGUUACGAAACUAAACUAUAACAUAAAUUUCAGUGUCAACACUCUUUGAGAAAGGAAUUAUAUCUGCGUUUUCUUUUCCACAGUCGUCCCUAAACCUAAGUUAUCAUCAAGUCGAUUAAUGGCUGAAGAGAAACAGAACGUCACUAUUGCCUGCAAUGCUGUCGGUCAGCCGCAGCCAAGCAUCACGUGGUCUAAGGCAGCGGGUAGUUUGCCAAAAGAUAGGACUGAAGUGAAGAAUGGAAAGUUAAAAAUCUAUAGUUUGGCGAAAAAGGACAGUGGAAUAUUCAUUUGCAAGGCAAAGAAUACUUUAGGAUCAGCGACAUACACUGCUCAUCUCAUGGUAUUUACUGCUCUGAAGUUCAAAGUGCGUCCUCCUCAGGAGGUGACUCUGUAUCCUCCUCUUUAUGUGCCAUGUGCGGCCGAGAGUGACCUGAGCAAUAAAAUCACUUGGACAAAGGAUGGCAUGUCUCCUCUUCCUGUGGAGUCUAAUGUUCUACAAAAUGGAACACUGGUUAUAAACAACAUCAGGGAAUCACACCAAGGAAAUUACACCUGCAGAGCGACUAAUGCUUUGACAACAAUAGAAGCCAAAGUUAAAAUCAUCUUUCGUAAUAUUUCGUCUUGUUCUGUGAUAAGAAAAUACGUCAGUAGCGCAAACGGAAAUUACGUCAUUGAUCCAGAUGGCGAAGGGGGACUGGCACCUUUCACGGUAUAUUGUGACAUGACUGACAAGAAUGGAGUUGGCGUGACUGUUAUUAGUCACGACAGUGAAAGUAGAACACAUGUGAACGGAUGUGAGCCUAUAGGCUGUUAUUCACGAGACAUUGAUUAUACCGGAGCGAGUUUGUCUCAGCUCGCAAGUCUCACCAGUGUCUCCUCACAGUGUGAACAGUUUAUCAAGUAUGAGUGUCAUGGUUCAAUUCUAAUAAAACAGAAGGGACGUGAACAAGCAUGGUGGGUGUCACGCGACUCCGCUAAAAUGACGACCUGGGGUGGAGCAACACCUGGAAGUGGUAAGUGCGCAUGCGGGAUGACUAAUUCCUGUGCAAACCCCAGUUAUCCAUGUAAUUGUGAUAAGAAUGACGAUGUAUGGCGUGAAGACAGCGGUCUGCUCACUGAAAAGACACAUCUACCAGUCAAACAGCUCAGGUUUGGUGACACAGGUGAUGAACCAGAAGAAGGAUAUCACACUCUGGGAAAACUUAAAUGCUAUGGAAUAGCAUGA
Messenger RNA from Pocillopora meandrina, 2662 nucleotides. Lineage: Eukaryota; Metazoa; Cnidaria; Anthozoa; Scleractinia; Pocilloporidae. The record is from the annotation of a GenBank genome assembly.